Sebastes umbrosus (honeycomb rockfish) is the source of this 471-nucleotide messenger RNA. Its product is annotated as neuron navigator 2-like. Gene Ontology annotation, biological process: neurogenesis; nervous system development. The transcript has 3 exons. The record is from RefSeq and is a predicted model, not a curated record. Lineage: Eukaryota; Metazoa; Chordata; Actinopteri; Perciformes; Sebastidae. Bases 13 to 447 code for a protein of 144 amino acids.
AGGGGUCUCGCCAUGCACCGCGGGCCCCUGGACAGAGACAGGGACAGCAGACACUCCAGCUCUACCUCCAGCCUGGCCUCCACAGAGGGAAAGACCAGCGCCUCCCCUGUGGCAGGAGGCUCUACACAGAGCACAGCCAGCAACACCAUCAGCGUGCAGCUACCUCAGACUCAACAGCACCACAGCCACCCCAACACAGCCACCGUCGCACCCUUUAUGUACAGAUCCCAAACAGACGACGAGGAAACAGAGGACACUGAAACGGGCUCAGGAGGAAGAGGUGGAGACGUUUCCUCCACCAAGACCAGCCAGCUCUCCAUCGAGGACCUUUCAGGUGAAGACCCGGAAACGAGGCGGUUGCGUACCGUCAAAAACAUAGCAGACCUGCGGCAAAACCUGGAGGAGACCAUGUCCAGCCUGAGAGGAACUCAGGUCACACACAGGUAAACCAUCACACAGGUUUAUUCCCCC